UUCGACUUCAAAAGAAGAAAAAUAUUCGCGACGCAAACAAUAAAAAGAAAAAAAAAUGCAACGAUGGAAAAACAUUUCGAUAAUGAAAGUAAUAAUAUGAUCUCAUGUUCUGGAUGUCUAAAUAUUGUCGAAGAUAAACAGUAUUUAUCAGCAUUGGGUCAAGAAUGGCAUAAUGAUUGUUUUCGAUGUUCAGCAUGUGACGCAAAAUUAUCUAGUUGGUAUUUUGAAAAAGAUGGCUUAUUGUUUUGUCGCGAUGAUUAUUGGUCAAAAUUUGGUGAAUCAUGUCAACAAUGUUCAAAUGUUAUAACUGGUCCAGUUAUGGUUGCUGGUGAUCAUAAAUUCCAUCCAGAAUGUUUUAGAUGUGAUUCUUGUGCCUCUUUUAUUGGUGAUGGCGAUUCAUAUGCAUUGGUAGAAAGAUCAAAGUUAUAUUGUGGAUCUUGUUAUAAAAAAUUGAUGAGUCCUUUGUCAAAAAAUACAACUGGUUUAGAAAAACCAUUACAUUCCAUUCGUUUAAUAGAGAUUCCAUGGAAAAAAGGCAAUAAAAGUGGCAUACGAUUGGCUAUAGAUGAAAAUCAAAUUGGUACACCAGUAACACCAGAUGCAGCAUGCCGUGGUGUUCGGAUUUCAGAGAUUUAUGGACGUGUAGGAAAAUAUGUUUUUUCCUUCAUAUCAUCAGCAUUUGAUUCGUGCUGUGGAAAUUAUAGGAUUGAUGUGAAUACGGAUCUAAUGUCAUUACAUGUUGGAGACAAAAUUUUAGAAGUAAAUGGAACACCAGUUAAAGAUUCAUCAAUCGAACAAAUUGAUAAUUUGAUCCAGAGCACGGAAAAAGUUUUGCAGUUGACAAUUGAACAUGAUCCUAUUGAAAUCAGCCGUAGUUGUAGCAAUCUUAAUACAACACGAACUACAUCACCAUUACAAACUGUUGAUAUCAAUAAAAAUUCGCAAAAUUUACAAAAAUCAAGUACAACAUCUCUUAUAAUACCAACAACUGUUUCUAAAAAGGAUAGUGAUAUAAAUUUAAGCAUUCCAACAAGUUCAAAUAGGAGCUCAUUAAAUGCAAAAAUUGUUAAUUUAGAUAAAACGGUAAAUGAACGUAAUCGUAUGACAAAACAAGAAAAAGAAAGAAUUUUUAAACGUAAAGAUGAGGGUUAUAUUAGUGGAACAAAGACAAGACAGUUAAGAAAAGCCAAGAACCUGAAUUUAAAUUGCUCAAACGCAACAAACAGUUUAAAAGAAAAGGAACGUUGUGCAAGUAUGUCAAAAUUAUUAGAUGAAAAUCAUGUUCCGGUUCCAGAGUUGUAUGAUUUAGCACGCACAAAAUCCUUUCGUGUUGAGCCAAAACCUCAAAGGAUUUUUCGGGCUUCGGAUUUAGUUCAAGGGGAAUUAUUAGGUAAAGGAUUUUUUGGUCAAGUUUAUAAAGUUACGCAUAAAGUGACUAAAGAAGUAAUGGUACUAAAAGAAUUGUAUAGAGUAGACGAGGAGGCUCAAAGGAAUUUUUUAAAGGAAGUUGCUGUAUUGCGAUCAUUAUCCCAUCAUAAUGUUUUGAAAUUUAUUGGAGUUUUAUACAAAGAUAAAAAGUUACAUUUGGUUACAGAGUUUAUACCCGGUGGUUCGUUGAAAGAACUAAUUCAUGAUUCGGGAUUACCUUUGCCUUGGGAACAGAGAGUAUCAUUUGCAAAGGACAUAGCAUGCGGAAUGAGUUAUUUACAUUCAAUGAAUAUAAUACAUAGGGACUUAAAUUCGUUAAAUUGUUUGGUUCGAGAAGAUAAAACUGUUAUUGUAGCGGAUUUUGGGUUAGCUAGAAUUAUAAAUUCUCCUUUGCAAAAUGCAGAUAAAUGGACAAAUUCUGGAGGAACGGGAACUAUUGGUAGAACACGUAGCAGACAAAGAAGACAACGCUAUACCGUUGUUGGAAACCCAUAUUGGAUGGCACCAGAAAUGAUGAAAGGCAAUAAAUAUGAUGAAAAAGUUGAUGUGUUCUCUUUUGGAAUCAUAUUAUGCGAAAUCAUUGGCCGUGUUCAAGCUGAUCCGGAUUACUUACCAAGAACUUCAGAUUUUGGUCUAAAUCAGGAAGUUUUUAAAGAGAAAUUUUGUCAAAAUUGUCCUAAAUGUUUUUAUAAAAUAGGUUUUCUAUGUUGUGAACUGAAUCCAGAUAAAAGGCCUCCUUUUGAAGUAUUAGAGGUAUGGUUAGAGACCUUAGCAAUGCAUGUUGCGGUUGGCCAUCCAAUGCCAUACGAUUUAGUUUUUGACAUAGAACACUAUAAAGGGCAACAAAGUUGCAGUUCUUCUAUUAGUUCAACACCAGAUGGGGUCUUAACACCAAAAUCUGCUGAUGCAAACAGUCGAAGUCGAGACGAUCUUGAUGACUGUUUCAUUAAUAAUGAAACUCAAAUUCAAAAUAACGAUUUAAUUGAUAAAUUAACAGAUCAACUUGAAAGUGCUGACUUAGGUCCUUUAAAUAAUAGUACCCUAAACGUUCAAAAUACUCCGAAAAGUGAAGAAAAUCAUUUUAUCCGUGACAUUCCAAAAUCGCCUCACUUAGGAAAAGAUUUUUCGCCAAGUGGUGAUCGUAUACGGGAUAGUUUGCGAGCUAGGCGACAUCAAAGAAUGUUAAAAAUGCAGCAAGAAGCCGCAGCGCAACGUGAAAAGGAUAAGCAGUCGGAGAAAGAACAGCAAAUAAAUUUUGAACUAGGCAAAUAUGAUUUAGAAUCAUUUUUAAGUUCGAAUGAUAAAACGGCCACUCCUUCCGAACCAACAAGUUUGAUUGAAAUAGUUAAAAAACCAGAUAUUACGGAACAGGUACUACAAGCAGUAAAAGAUAGUUUAGAAAAAGAUCGUGAAUUGCAAGAACGUUUAAAUGAAGACAGAGAAAAAAAACUUAAAAAUAAAGAAAAGGAAAGACCUUAUGGUAAAAAGGGCUUUAUUAUUAAUUAUAAUCGCGAUGGAAAUUUAUCUUUGAAUAACGUUAGAGAUUUGGAAAAUUGCUCAGAUUUCGAUUCCAGUUGCGACAAUAGUUUAAAUUAUAUCGAUGUUAAUUUACCCAACACAUUAAAUACUGAUAACAAUAUGAGUACAAAUAUUGGUAGCGAUGGAGUAAAUAUAGACAAGAAUAGACCUUCAAUAUCUAGAAUGUCAUCUUUAGACAGUCAGUAUUCUGAUUCUGGAAAUGAAAGUUUUGUUGGAAAAGAUAAAAGAAAAGUAACUAACGACCCUGAAUUGGUAAAGGAAAAGCGAACAACGUCGUUAUUUUCUAAAAAGUUUCAAGAAAACUCUGGAGGUAAAAUGAUUAGCCCUGAGCAAAACACGAAAAUUAAAUUAUCUCGAAAAGCGAGCCCUAGCCCAGCAAGACGGCCUCCUUCAGGUUGUUCAGUAUCGAUAUCGUCCCGAAAACAUUCUGAAACAACUGAUUUGAAUUUGUCGCCUGGAAAACUUAGAACAGCUGGUAAGAAUUCGUUGUCAUCAAGGAAAUCAGUGGGGCAGAAAAACACUGGUAGUAUAAAAGGUACAGGAAUGCCAUCUCCAAGUUUAAGCCGUAAGUCUUCGUUAGAAAGUUCUAUAUCUGAUGAAAAUUCACAACAAAUAAAGUCACAACGUAAACAAAUUCCUAAUGAAAAAAAUGUAAUUUCACCUACAUCAUCAAUUCAACGUGUUCAAGAAUCUAUAGCCGAAAAAUCUUAUAAAAAUGCCUUAGACGAUAUUAGAGCCAAACUCAAUUUGUGUAAAUCCAAAUUUGAAUCAUUGGACGAAGCAAGUAAACAAAAUUUGUCAAAUUCACAAACCUCAAUGAAAAAUUAUUUUAGUAAUAACUCAAGUAAAUAUUAUAAUGAAAAUAAUUCCCCAAUUAAAAUGUUUUCAAAACAUGAAACUAUACAACCGUCAGCAACAACAUCUGCAUCUAUUAGUGAUAUUGACAAAGAAAUAGAAAAUAUUAGAAAAAGUCGUGUUUAUCGUAUUAAUGAUACCCCUAUAUUUGAAAGACGUAAUUUUCGUAAUUUCUCGUUAUUUAAGCGUUCCGAUUCGGACGAUAAUAUACAGAAUAUAGGAGAUGAUACUACUUCAGUAAAUAUAAAAUUAGAUUACAAUAAAAUUCAACUUGAUAGGGGUGAUGCAAAUUUAGUAAAAGUUAGUAGACAAAAACCAAGAGUUCAAUCACCGGCUGAAAAAACUUUUAGUUUUAAACAGAAAAUAUCUCCAACUUUAGAUUUAAAACCAACAGUUGGUUUCCAUAAUUUUAAUUAUAAUGAAUCUCCAAAAAAAUUACUAAAUUCGAAAGAACUAUUAGAACAAACUCAAAAUAACAAAUCUUGUACAAGUAGUAAUAAAAGUAAUAAAAUACAAAGUAAACUAUUUUCUAAAUCAAAUCCAAGUAAUGAAAAAUUUGUAUCAAACAAAGGUUCUUUUAAUGAUUCCAGUACAAUAAAUAUUAAUUGUUCAAAUAAAUCAAAUGAUAAAAAAUCUACAAAUAUAUUUAAUCAAAAUUUUUUUAAUUUGAAAAAAUCCAAUUUUCUAAAACAAAAUCCUGAUAAUGCCAAGAAAUUAAUGAAAGGUGAGGAAUAUUUGUAUGCAAAUCAAUUAAAUAUUAAAGAGCCAAUAACAAUUGAUAACGGAAGAACACUUGAUAUUAAAGAUGAUUAUUCCUUUACCAAUACUCAAAUAAAUGUAAAAACAACUGAAGUUCAUGUACCUUUAAAAUAUAGUUUAGGUAAACAGAUAACGAAUUCUGAAACAGGAAAUAAUUCAAUUAAAAAUAAAUAUCGUAUUUCAAUUACCAGUCCUGAUACCAUUAGAAAAAUGAAUGAACGUUUAAAAGAACAUAAAUCUAGUAAUAGUAAUUUAAUGACAAAACAACAUAGUUCACCUAAUAAUCCAAAUACUAUGAUGUUAUUAGCAUCAACAACACAAAAUAUACCACCGCCAAAUGAUAUUCAACGUAAAUCUUUAUUUAAAACUAGUAAUAAAAUAAAGCAAAAUUCAUUAGAAAAUAAUAAAAUGACUUUAAGUAACAAUAAUAUAAAUUCACAAUCUCAAUUUCAUCAACAACAGCAACAAUCAGGAGUAGGAAAAUCAAAUUUAUUUAAUAGUACAAUCAGCACAAUAUCACGUGAAAAUGCAAAUAAAAAAUUAAAUCCAAUAACUUUUAAUAGAUUUGCAUCACCAAAUAGGAAAAAACUUAAUGAAAAUCGUUCACUUACAAAUAAUAGUAACAAUCCCACUAAUACAAAUUUACCUAUAGUAGAAUCCACUCCAUUAUAAAAUGGAUAAUGUUUAAAUUUUCAUCUUUUUGUAAAAUUGAAAUCCUUUUGUUUUCAUUUCGAAAUUUGACUAUAAAAAUAAUAUUAUUUUUUUUUUUGUCAUAAACCACAUACAUAAUAGAAAGAAUGCACAAAAUUUCUAAAUCUAAUUUUGUAAAACAAAAAAAAAAUGCCAACAAAUGAAUCUUCAAUAUUUGCUCAAUUUUUUUUUUUUA
Messenger RNA from Condylostylus longicornis, 5467 nucleotides. RefSeq names its product LIM domain kinase 1 (gene LIMK1). The transcript has 8 exons. Gene Ontology annotation, cellular component: nucleus; cytoplasm. Gene Ontology annotation, biological process: protein phosphorylation; actin cytoskeleton organization. Bases 64 to 5253 code for a protein of 1729 amino acids. NCBI's taxonomy places the organism in Eukaryota, Metazoa, Arthropoda, Insecta, Diptera, Dolichopodidae. The record is from RefSeq and is a predicted model, not a curated record. Gene Ontology annotation, molecular function: protein serine/threonine kinase activity; protein binding; ATP binding.